CAUGGAGAAGGAGAAAGCUGAGAUCGACCGGAUGCAUAAUCUGACUGAAGAGGAGAGGCGAGCAGAACUUAGAGCAAACAGCAAAGCCAUUACCAAUAAGGCCAGCAAAGGAAAGUACAAAUUCCUGCAGAAGUACUAUCACAGAGGAGCCUUCUUCAUGGAUGAAGAGGAGGAUCUUUACAAACGGGACUUUAGUUCCCCGACACUGGAGGAUCAUUUCAAUAAGACCAUCUUGCCCAAAGUCAUGCAGGUCAAAAACUUUGGUCGUUCGGGACGGACCAAAUACACUCACCUGGUUGACCAAGACACCACCUCGUUUGACUCGGCAUGGGCCCAGGAAUCUGCUCAGAAUAGCAAGUUCUUCAAACAGCGGGCAGCUGGUGUGCGCGACGUCUUUGAGAGGCCAUCAGCCAAGAAAAGGAAGACCACGUAAUCCUGGGGAGGCAGGGACAUUGUAGCCACAUGCACUUUGUGCUUUACACCAAGCAUCACAGCUCUCUCACAGUGAAUCAUACCAGCGCUGGUUUCAGGUUCUAAACCCCACCCUUUGACGUAUUGUUUACCUUGCCAAGAAUACUGUUCACAAGUAAUUUAAAUCUUUUUUUUUUAAAGAAAAACAAAUAUACUUUCUGAAGAGUUUACAACUCUGUAAUCAUGUAUUGUUUUCCUUUCCUGUUGUAUUGUCAAAUAUGAUAAAAACUGAGUUCGUGAAUUUA
Messenger RNA from Rhincodon typus (whale shark), 716 nucleotides. RefSeq names its product microfibril associated protein 1 (gene mfap1). The record is from RefSeq and is a predicted model, not a curated record. Gene Ontology annotation, biological process: mRNA splicing, via spliceosome. Bases 2 to 433 code for a protein of 143 amino acids. Gene Ontology annotation, molecular function: RNA binding. The transcript has 3 exons. Lineage: Eukaryota; Metazoa; Chordata; Chondrichthyes; Orectolobiformes; Rhincodontidae. Gene Ontology annotation, cellular component: U2-type spliceosomal complex.